Neurospora crassa OR74A is the source of this 3737-nucleotide messenger RNA. Its product is annotated as 6-phosphofructo-2-kinase. Gene Ontology annotation, cellular component: cytosol. Lineage: Eukaryota; Fungi; Ascomycota; Sordariomycetes; Sordariales; Sordariaceae. The transcript is spliced from 5 exons. The record is from RefSeq and is a predicted model, not a curated record. Gene Ontology annotation, molecular function: ATP binding; 6-phosphofructo-2-kinase activity. Gene Ontology annotation, biological process: fructose 2,6-bisphosphate metabolic process; fructose metabolic process. The coding region runs from base 1110 to 3524 and encodes 804 amino acids.
GCAAACACCACAGCCAAGCAGCCAAGCCUUUCAAUGGUGUCGCCGACAAGACCGCAGUCAUACGCGACCUGAUUACAGUUCCGUGUCGAAAUCAGUGCAGUCUUGGAUCCGAGCUGAAUCGACUGACUUAUACCGCGACACUCUCGCCUCCAUUUGUCGUUUGCGUGGAACAGCGCUAAUUUCAAGGUGUGCUUGGCGUUGCGCAGCCCCCCCGGCAGAGCUGUUGCGCUGGCGAGGACGGACCGAAGUCGUCAUUGGGUACCGUGUGGCGGUUCAUGGUCGUGGAAGUGCAUCCCACGCACGACGUCCAUCUGCAGCACGGCAGACGUCGACACUCGUCCAACCGGUUCCAGGGUGAGGGACCAGGGUAGGUCCCCGUCUGGCAUAGCGGAGCCCUUGACGACUUUCAGGAUCCACGUUUGAGUUCUUGCUCCACGCGGGAGCAGGUCUGGUCCGGGCCCCUCUGUCCAUGCCCGCUCAAAAACUCAAAAAUGUACUCACGCAGUACCGCAUUUAUCAUCAUCAAGUCCGCGCAUCUGGUUUCUUAUGCCCGACAGGGUUAGUGGCGACUUGGCCUCAUAUAAACAAUUUUCAUUGUCUUCCCGUGCUCAGAUCCAUCUUUUUCUCCAAAAUUUCCAGGUCCGCCCAAGGAAACAUCACUGCCAGAUACCCUUCAACUACCGCACAAAAACCCAUCGCCGCCGCUCGGCCUUGAACUUGAGGUCUGCUGAGUGCGAAGAACAAGAAGAUUUCUCGCUCAUUGACCCUGUCGGAUUUCCCACGAUACCCAGCUCCAGCAACUGGGCCUUUUUGACGCUCUAACAAAGCCGAUUGGCGUGGAAUAAAAAGACGAUUGCGUCCCCAACCAUCGACUCCAGCGCCUGCUCCAGUUUCCCGUCAUCGACUCCAGCAGCAACCCCCAAAAGGUUGGACUGAACCACACCAGGCAAAAUACAAAGCGUUCCUUCGCUGGCACGGCCUCGCGCACCAACGCACCCAGUUUGACCCUCUCGGUCGCAGCAGCCCAAGCCAAAUACGUCAAUCCGCAGCUCACCACCUCACCACGCACCGUCUCCAAAAAAAAAAAAAAAAAAAAAAAAACAAUCUGGAUGGACACUCAAACCGUGCCUUCUUCACAAGCCACGGACACUCGCAAGUGGUCCACGCCGACGCCGCCAGAUACCCCGGCGUCGAUGACACCGCAAUCCGAGUCCUUAUCGUCCUCCCCAGACUUCGUACAUCUUCCCGACAGACCAGCUUCCACCGGCACUCUUCCAAGCAAAGGUUACUAUCCGGUCCAACCUCACCAACACCACCACCACCCUUCUUCUAGCUAUCUACUCUGGGCUCUCUUGCAGACCCAGGCUGCUUCUCAUCUCCCCAACGCUUCCACCUCCGCACCCUCUUGCACACCAGCAUCCGAAAAUCCGGCUGACCUUCCCUCUCACGAAGACUUUGGCAGGACCUCGUCUCCCCCGGAGUCACUGCGAAAACUGGCCAUCAAGGGUCAACUCAUGGCUUCCGCCGCAACCACUCCCUCGUCGCCGACGAUCUCUGUCCAGGCUUCUACGAAUCGACAACAGCAGGACAACCAACAGCAAAAAGCCCAUGAAAAAGAACAUCAUGACACUCUUUUACCAGCGCCCGCCGUUGCCUUUUCGCAUGCGCUGAGAUCGCUCAACGACUUGGACGGUGGUAUCGGUGGUUUUGGUUUCACUGGUCAGCAUAACCCGAUAGCUUACAACUCCCCUUACAGCCAGAGCAUCCCCUCGACAGCUCCUGGAUCGCCGCGAAUCCCGCCCAUGCGCCAGAAUUCGGGUUGCGUAACACCCAGGAUACGACCGCAUGCCACGACGCUUAACAUUCCGGGUAUGACCCGAUCGAGGGUUUCUCCCGAUGGCAGAAUUCCCGAACGAGAUGUUGCCGCCAAGUUGGUAGUCAUCAUGGUCGGCCUGCCAGCAAGAGGAAAAUCCUACAUUACCAAGAAAAUUCAACGCUACCUCUCAUGGCAGCAACAUAACACAAAGAUCUUCAAUGUGGGGAACCGCCGACGUAUCGCCGCUGGCGUCAUCCACAAGGGUGAUCAGCCUGCUCCGACUUCGGCGGAUGGCCACGAUGACCACGAUCCCCACGACGCACCCAAAAGAGCAGCCACCAUCCUCCUAAAAGGCAAGGAUGCCCCGAAGAUUACGCUGGAAGAGGAUGAACCGACAACCCUGGACUUGAACGAGCACCGAGAUGAUUCAGCCCCCAAGGAUCCAAUCGAUCAGUCCGCAAAGUUCUUCGACCCGAAGAACGAGAUUGCAGCGAAGCUCCGUGAGCAGGUUGCGAUUGACACCCUCGAUGAGCUUCUGAACUACCUCCUGCACCAGGGCGGUUCCGUGGGUAUUCUUGAUGCCACCAACAGCAAUGUCCAUCGGAGAAAGCUUCUUGUCGAACAUAUUCAACAAAGGGAGCCCAAACUGGGCAUCCUCUUCAUCGAGAGCAUAUGUCACGAUCAAAAUCUCUUGGAGGCGAAUAUGCGCCUGAAGCUUGCCGGUCCUGAUUACAAGGAUAAGGAUCCCCACCAGUCACUUGCGGACUUUCGAGAGCGUGUCAAAGCAUACGAGAGUGCUUACGAGCCGCUCGGCAAGUGGGAGGAAGAGAAUGAUUUGCAGUACAUUCAGAUGAUCGAUGUGGGCCGGAAAGUUAUCCACCAUAGACUCCGAGGUUUCUUGACGGCCGGCAUCGCUUCAUAUCUGACCACAUUCAACCUCGCACCCAGGCAAAUAUGGAUUACUCGACAUGGCCAGAGCCAGGACAACCAACUGCACAAGUUGGGCGGCGAUUCGGGUCUGACUGAACGUGGUCACUACUACGCCCAGGCUCUCUACAACUUCAUCACGUUCAAGCGUAAGGAAUGGCUUAUCGAGCAAAAGAACAAGAUCGCGUCGUCGACCUUCCCGCCAGCACCCGGCGACCACACGCCUCCGUACCCCGAACUGUAUCAGGAGUUGGACGACAAGAACUUCUGUGUCUGGACUUCGAUGCUCAAACGCAGCAUCGAGUCUGCCGAGUAUUUUGAUGCCGACGAUGACUACGACGUCAAGCAAUGGGAAAUGCUAAACGAACUCAAUGCCGGCACAUUUGAGGGUAUGACCUACGAGGAAAUUGCGCAGCAGUAUCCCGAGGAGUACCAGAAGCGGUCCAAGGAUAAGCUUCAUUAUAUCUAUCCUGGUGUUGGCGGUGAAGGUUACCUACAAGUCAUAAGUAGGUUGCGUGAUAUGGUACGCGAAAUCGAACGUAUAACCGACCACGUCCUCAUCGUCGGCCACCGAUCUGUUUGCCGUGUCCUGAUGGCAUAUUUUAUGGACUUGACGAGGGAAUCCAUCGCCGAUCUGGAUGUCCCGUUGGGCAUGCUCUACGCUAUCGAGCCGAAGCCGUACGGAAUCGAAUUUCAUGCCUACAAGUACGAUGAGGCACAGGGAUGGUUCAAAGAGAUGCCAAACUAUAGGCCUCAAAAGACUACUGACAGGAACAACUGAGGGACUCGGGGCAGUUGACAUGCUUCCUGUAGCGAUUCAUUUUUUAUACAUCUGGGGCGUAUAUGGGCUUGGUCCUUUUCUUAUCUUUUUCUGUGGUCACACAGCUGGCGCAAAACGGUAUAUCCUAGGACAGGGCGUAGACGAUGCGAAGUUGAUGACCUUGAUGGAAGAAUGGAUGAACAUCUGGGCUUUUGUAGCUUUUUUUUUUUUUUU